GCACGCACUUCUCCAAGACGCUCUUUUGCGCGGGUUUGGAAAGCGACAUGAAGCGAAGCCACAAUUACAGCUCCUCGGACAGCGACCUUGAUGAUAAUGUGGAGGUGGAGAAGGACAGCAGCGAUGAGAUUUGUCACUUGGAUUCGCAUGACUCGGUGUCACCAACCACCACCACGCAGGUUCAAGCCAGAAAAAGACGCAGAGGGAUUAUUGAGAAAAGGCGACGUGACCGAAUCAAUAACAGCCUGUCAGAACUGAGAAGACUGGUGCCAAGUGCCUUUGAGAAACAGGGGUCGGCUAAACUGGAAAAAGCUGAAAUCCUGCAGAUGACUGUGGACCAUCUGAAGAUGCUUCAUGCUUCUGGUGGGAAAGGUUACUUUGAGGCGUACGCUCUGGCUAAAGACUACCACAGUCUGGGCUUCAGGGAGUGCUUGGCAGAGACAGCCCGUUACCUGAGCAUCAUGGAGGGACGGGACAGCGCAGACCCUCUGAGAUUACGACUGGUGUCCCACCUCAGUAACUACGCCUCACAGAGAGAGGUGCACUCUGGAUUGGAACACUUGGCCUGGGGCCCUUAUGGCUCGGCCCAUUCACACCAGCUCCUGCUGCAGGGCAGGACUCUGGCCCCCAGGAGCAGCAGCAGCUCACCUUCGUCCUCUUCAUCCUCACCCUCUUCGUCCUCUGAGGCGUCCCCAGUGUCCAGCCUGACUGUCCUGUCCCACACAGACUCUCUGAGGGUGCCUCCUAAUGGAGCCCUGCCGCUCGCCCUCACUGUCCCAGGGUCUAAGCUCUCUCCUCCUCUGCUGUCGUCGCUGUCCUCCCUCACGUUCCCUCUGUCCAUUGGGGCUCUACCUCUGGUGGCCCCUGCCGCUCUGAGCUCCAGCUCUACUCUGUCUAAGCCGUACCGGCCGUGGGGCACAGAGAUCGGAGCCUUCUGAAGUGAUCCAAGAACUGAAAGCAGCCAGCCGGGCCAUAACCACACACAAGAAAACACAGGAUUUAUGAACUGCUCUUUUGUGAAGUGUGAAUGGCUGUUAAACGAUAAAAGUGUAUUUUAUUUUUGUUGUGACAGAAUGAAGUGAACAUGCCUUUAUUGUAAUGAAUGAAACAUGAUUUAUGGCCCAUGAAUAAGUAGAAGUGCUGCUCAGAUUUGUAUAGAUUAAGUAGAUUUGCCUUCUACAUUUGUCAAGAACUUGUUUCGGUGAACCUGUAGUUUGAGAGAAAUACCCCACAGAAUGAACGAGAUCCUGCUGAUAGGGUGAUA
Boleophthalmus pectinirostris (great blue-spotted mudskipper) is the source of this 1264-nucleotide messenger RNA. Its product is annotated as hairy/enhancer-of-split related with YRPW motif protein 1-like. NCBI's taxonomy places the organism in Eukaryota, Metazoa, Chordata, Actinopteri, Gobiiformes, Gobiidae. The transcript is spliced from 5 exons. The coding region runs from base 48 to 938 and encodes 296 amino acids. Gene Ontology annotation, molecular function: RNA polymerase II cis-regulatory region sequence-specific DNA binding; DNA-binding transcription factor activity, RNA polymerase II-specific; protein dimerization activity. The record is from RefSeq and is a predicted model, not a curated record. Gene Ontology annotation, cellular component: nucleus. Gene Ontology annotation, biological process: Notch signaling pathway; circulatory system development; regulation of transcription by RNA polymerase II.